UUAUUAUUAUUUCUUUUUUUGUGUUGGUUUUGUUUUCCAAUCAGCCGUGGACGGACAGGCGUGGGGGGAUGAUUUGAUGGGUGGAUCCGCUCUGACUGCUGCUGCAUCCAUGGCAAACACUAGCGAGUUCGGGGAGAGCAGCGCGUCCUUCCCCGGCUACGCGUCCACGGCCUCUGCGCUCAAGCUGGCGUCACUGGGGCUGAUCAUGGCCAUGAGUCUGCUGGGAAACGCGUCUCUGUCGCUGCUGCUGCUGAAGGACAGCUCUCUGCACAAGGCCCCCUACUUCUUCCUGCUGGAUCUGUGUGUCGCGGACGUGCUGCGCUCGGCCGUCUGCUUCCCGCUGGUCAUGGCGUCGAUCGGCGCCGGCUCCGCCUGGCCGUACGGCGCGCUCAGCUGCAAGAUCGUCGCCUUCAUGUCGGUGCUCUUCUGCUUCCACGUCGCCUUCCUGCUCUUCUGCGUCAGCGUCACCCGCUACAUGGCGAUCGCCCACCACCGCUUCUACUCCAAGCGCGUGAACCUGUGCACCUGCGUGGCGGUGAUCUGCAUGGUGUGGACCCUCUCCGUGGCCAUGGCCUUCCCGCCCGUGUUCGACGUGGGCACCUACAAGUUCAUCCGCGAGGAGGAGCAGUGCACCUUCGAGCACCGCUACGUCAAGUCCAACGACACGCUGGGCUUCAUGCUGAUGCUGGUGGUCAUCGUGGGGACCACCCACGUGGUUUACAUUAAGAUGCUGUGCUUCGUUUACGAUCACCGUAAAAUGAAGCCGACCCAGUUGGUUCCGGCUAUCAGCCAGAACUGGACCUUCCACGGGCCCGGAGCCACCGGGCAGGCCGCCGCCAACUGGAUCGCCGGCUUCGGACGCGGACCCACGCCGCCGACACUGGUGGGCAUCAGGCAGGCUUCCCACCUGGGCAACAGGAGGCUGCUGGUGCUGGACGAGUUCAAGACGGAGAAGCGCAUCGGGAAGAUGUUCUAUCUGAUCACACUGGCCUUCCUCAUUCUGUGGGCUCCUUAUAUUAGCGCCUGCUACCUGAGGAUAUUCAUGCGUGGGGCCCCUGUCCCCGAGCUCCACCUGACUGCUGCGGUGUGGAUGAGCUUCGCCCAGGCGGGGGCCAACCCCAUCAUCAGCUUCAUGUUCAACAGGGAGCUCCGGAUGAGACUCAGGGCCUGUUUUUCCUGCUGCCUGGGGAUGCAGACCCCCAUGGAGCCAUACUGUGUCAUAUGAGCCCCCCUUUCCCUAAAAAAAACAAACACAGCCAAAGACAACUUUAUACUCUCUAACUGCUGGGUUUAAAAUAACCUGAUCUGGUCAUUUAAAUGACAUAACUGGGGUUCAUAUAACAGAUUAUUUAACCACCAAACGCUGAUAAAACAUCCAGCACAUAAAAGUGCUUUAACAGUUUGGGCACAACUAGUUUUGGGUGGAUUUUAAUCAGUAUAUCAGGGUAAAAAUACCAAUCAAAUGUUUUGAAAGAAACCUAAUAAACUAAAUGAGAUCAAUUCUAACUAACUUUGAUGAUUUUGUUUUUUUUAUUAAAGAGUAAUAACAAAUAAUUUUAUGACUAAUAUCCAUAAAUACUAUAAGAACUCUCUUUGUCUGAACAGUGGAGUUCAGGGAAAUUUGAAAAAUUUACAUUAAACAGAAAUUGUUUGAGUUAAUGCUUAUAAAAUAGUUCCCAAAGAUCUUUGGUCUAUAUGGAAAAGUCCAUCUUUCACAGUUUCUAUUAUUUAGUGAUUAGGUUUGCUUCCUUGUUUAUCCUCUGAGGAGUUCUAAUGCUACAACAGAAGAUUAUAAAAGCUUUAUUUUGUAUUAAAAAUGUAUAUUUGGUUUCCUAAACAUUGCUUUUAAAGAAUCCCUUCCCUUUUUGGAUUAAUCAGGAUCAGGUUGGAUUUCUUUAAAUAUUUUGGGGCGUUUUCACGCCUAUAGCUCAAUGACAUUUCUCUGAAUCAGUUGAUGAGUUUGUUAGCUUUUGAAUUCCUCUGGUCAUUUGUUUUCACACAGGUUAGAUUCCA
Cyprinodon tularosa is the source of this 2013-nucleotide messenger RNA. It is a transcript of the gene gpr27, whose product is annotated as G protein-coupled receptor 27. The transcript has a single exon. The record is from RefSeq and is a predicted model, not a curated record. Bases 77 to 1225 code for a protein of 382 amino acids. Gene Ontology annotation, molecular function: G protein-coupled receptor activity. NCBI's taxonomy places the organism in Eukaryota, Metazoa, Chordata, Actinopteri, Cyprinodontiformes, Cyprinodontidae. Gene Ontology annotation, cellular component: plasma membrane. Gene Ontology annotation, biological process: G protein-coupled receptor signaling pathway.